GGCGUUGCCUGGAAACCUUCGGCCGACUGUUGCGGUGGGACCCGACAUGGCGGCAGCGCGGCUGGCCGCCGCUCUGCUGCUGCUCGCGGCCCAGGUGGCCUGUGAGUACGGCAUGCUACAUGUGGUAUCCGAGAAAGGUGGUCCCCAGAGCAAGGACUACUGCAUCCUCUACAACCCACAGUGGGCCCGCCUGCCACAUGACCUGGCCAAAGUGUCUUUUCUGCAGCUCCGAGAUCUGCGCUCUGCCCAGCUCUGUUCCCACUUUGACCUUCCAGCUGAUGGCUUUAGCAACCAGAUCCCUCUGGUGGCCCGUGGCAACUGCACCUUCUAUGAGAAAGUGCGACUGGCCCAGGGCAGUGGGGCACGUGGGCUGCUGGUGGUCAGCAAGGAGAAGCUGGUCCCCCCAGGAGGCAACAAGACACAGUAUGAAGAGAUCAGCAUCCCUGUGGCCCUGCUCAGCCACAGGGACUCGCAGGACAUCUUCAGGCGCUUUGGCCUGGUAGUGCGGGUGGCACUGUAUGCCCCUGGAGAGCCAGUGCUGGACUACAACAUGGUCAUCAUCUUCAUCAUGGCCGUGGGCACUGUGGCACUCGGUGGCUACUGGGCAGGCAGCCGAGAUGUGAAGAAAAGGUACAUGAAGCACAAGCGUGACGAUGGCCCAGAGAAGCAGGAGGAUGAGGCGGUAGACGUGACACCUGUCAUGAUCUGCGUCUUCGUGGUCAUGUGCUGCCUCAUGCUGGUGCUGCUCUACUACUUCUACGACCGACUGGUCUAUGUCAUUAUCGGGAUUUUCUGCCUGGCGUCCUCUACUGGCCUCUACAGCUGCCUGGCACCCUGUGUGCGCAGGCUGCCCUUCUGCAGAUGCAGGGUCCCCGACAACAGCCUGCCGUACUUCCACAAGCGCCCACAGGCCCGCAUGCUGCUGCUUGCGCUCUUCUGUAUUGGCAUCACUGUGGUGUGGGGCAUCUUCCGCAAUGAGGACCAGUGGGCCUGGGUCCUGCAGGACACACUGGGCAUCGCCUUCUGCCUCUACAUGCUGAAGACCAUCCGCCUGCCCACUUUUAAGGCCUGCACACUGCUGCUGCUGGUGCUGUUUAUCUAUGAUGUCUUCUUCGUCUUCAUCACACCCUUCCUGACUAAGAGUGGGAACAGCAUCAUGGUGGAGGUGGCCACUGGGCCUUCGAACUCGUCCACCCAUGAGAAGUUGCCUAUGGUGCUGAAGGUACCCAGGUUGAACACAUCACCGCUCUCACUGUGUGAUCGGCCCUUCUCCCUCCUGGGCUUUGGAGACAUCUUGGUGCCAGGGCUGCUGGUGGCCUACUGCCACAGGUUCGACAUCCAGGUGCAGUCCUCCAGGGUGUAUUUCGUGGCCUGCACCAUAGCCUACGGCCUGGGCCUCCUGGUGACAUUUAUGGCGUUGGUCCUGAUGCAGCGUGGCCAGCCCGCCCUGCUCUACUUGGUGCCCUGCACACUGCUGACCAGCUGCGCCGUGGCGCUCUGGCGCCGGGAGCUGGGUGCCUUCUGGAUGGGCAGUGGCUUUGCGAAGGAUGGACCUCAAUCCCCAUGGACCCCAGCUGAGGGGCCCCAGCCCCCGAAGGACUCAGGUGCCCCCCUCCCCCAGCAGCCUCCAUGUGAAGAGUUGGCCAAGAGCCCCCUGCCAGCUGAGGAGACAGCCCUGCCUGAGGAUGCCGGAAUCGUAGACCCUGCCCAGGAUCCUGCCAGCCCAGUGGGUAGCAUCCCUGAGCCCACAGACAGGGACCAGGCCCAGCCCGGCCCUGUGGCUCAGCCAGGGACCUCAGCCUAGGGAGACAAGGUGCAACAGUUGGGCCCUUGCAGCCUUCAUGCCACACUGAGACGAGAUGCUGGCCACCCAGGGCCUACAGGAGACUAGGGACAGCUGCCACCCACUCUGGCGACAGAUCUGCGCUGUGCCCUCCCUCACAUGGUGCUCAGCCCUCUGACGCCCCGCACCCAUCCUCCCCACCACUGCUGUGCCCCAGCCUCCAGCUCAGCAAUGCGCCUGACCACCAGCACCCAGCUGUCCUCCAGGCCAAAAGGCUCACUUGCUGCCCACUCCAUGCAAGGCCGCCGCCCUGGUGCUUUGCCCGCUUCGCUUGGGGUCUCCCCGCUGACCUCCCCUCCCUCAGCAGGACUGAGUUUGUGGGGCAGAAGCGACACCCCAGUGACACAGGUUCUUGUGGGAAUGGCGGUCAAGUGAGGCCCAGGUGUCAGUGCCCCAUUUGAGGGUGCCAGUGAGGGGCUGGGCCCCACCAGGACAGUCCCAUGCAGGUCACCAAGAUGGCCACACACCACAUUUAAUAAACAAUCCCCCUGAUGGAGGGUCUGUGGCCUGCAGUGCGUGGACACUGGCUAGGCAUGGACAGGCCUGUGUCCCCAGUGGGAUGCAAUGCCGGCAUCUUCUACACCAUGGUUGCCACCCUCUGCCCCAGCAGAGUCUCGGCCUGGUGUCUGUCCUCUACCUCACGGCCCAGGCUCUAUGCCCCUCUGCAGAGCUGCCUGCAAGGAGCUCUCUCCACAUGCUGCAUGUCACCCAGGCCAUGGUACUGCACAUCCGUCAUGGAUCCUGGGCUUACUCAUCCACACACACUCACAUGGGGAAGGGAGCUGCAGGGUGAACAGUGACAGCUGGGCCAUCCCCAGAACUUUGGGUAGAAAGGGACAUAUCCCUUAAGCACGUCUGCUUUUUAUCAGAGUGGACAGGGACAGGAGCACUGGGGGCACUGAGGAGAAACCCUGCAGGCCAGCCAUCUGCUUCCGCCACUGAGACUGCGCCUUAAGCCAUUUUGUAUGUGUGCGUGUCUGUGGAACAGGCUCUUCCAUCUCUGGGCUAGUUGGAGGGGCUCCUGAGGGCCCGGGAUUUGGCCCUAUCUGGUGAUUAAACAACUUUUGAUA
Nannospalax galili (Upper Galilee mountains blind mole rat) is the source of this 2913-nucleotide messenger RNA. RefSeq names its product signal peptide peptidase like 2B (gene Sppl2b). Gene Ontology annotation, molecular function: aspartic endopeptidase activity, intramembrane cleaving. Gene Ontology annotation, cellular component: Golgi-associated vesicle membrane; lysosomal membrane; lumenal side of endoplasmic reticulum membrane. Lineage: Eukaryota; Metazoa; Chordata; Mammalia; Rodentia; Spalacidae. The record is from RefSeq and is a predicted model, not a curated record. Gene Ontology annotation, biological process: membrane protein proteolysis. The transcript has 15 exons. The coding region runs from base 47 to 1804 and encodes 585 amino acids.